UUCAGAUCGUCUUGUCAGCACGUCCCCACAACGCGUGCCUAUGGAAGCAAGUGGGAUCAGCAUCGUGGCUUGCUUGACCACCAGACUCGCAGGAUAAAAUAACUCAGAAACGAUACAGCGCUGGGAUCCAGUGAUUCACCUGGCGGGAUAACUACUCAUUCGGUUGCGGCGUAAUCGGGCGGAUCAUUUCAAUUUUCAUGCCUCACAUUUAUUUUUCGUGUUUUAUGAGAAGCUGAUGUUGAACGGAUUCUGGAAUUCAGUGACAGAAAGUUACAGAUGAAGAAUUGUUAAUGUGAUUAGUGGUGAUACGUGAGGUGGACUUUUGUGUGCUCUUGUCAUUUUCACUGACUACAGUGAAACUGUUGGAUUUGAGUUAUGGUACCAUUACGUGAGGAUCUGUUCAUCAAUUCAAGACUUAGAGGACCUUCAUCGACAGCAUGGCUCUAUUUAUUCGCUGGGUUCGCUGAGUUUUUGCUGGGAGCAGUCUUCUCAGCAGCAUUAGCACUCUUAGGAAUUAUCAAGACAAUCCUGCCGAAACCUCCGCGGAAUUUAACUGGAGAUGUUGUUUUGAUAACAGGUGUAACAUCGUCUCUGGGUAAAUGUCUCGCCGAGGCAUUCGCUCGGGUUGGUUGUACCAUUGUAUGCGUAGACAGUGACCUCGAGUCUGUGAGAAAAACAGCCGACGAACUUGUAUCCCGGUACCCAGUGAUCGAGGGCGUUGGGCCAACUCACAGGAAACAGGAUGCCACUGAUGUUCUGGGUAAAAGGGUAUGGGCACACGAGUGCGACCUGGGAAAUAGAAAUGCGAUAAGAGAAGUUGCUAAGCGAGUCAGGAGUGAGAUUGGUAGAGUCGAUGCACUCAUAACGUGCGUCGGGAAUCCUGGACUGGACAUCUUUGAUACUGUCAGCACGACCUUGAUGAGUCACUACUGGACUGUUGUGGCAUUUCUGCCUUUUAUGCUGCAUCAAGAAAGAGCUCAUGUUGUUGGAAUUACACCGACUACUUCUACUGAGGAUGCUUACAGAGGUACUCGUGCUGCUAUUGCAGGACUGAUGGAGAGUCUAGGUCAGCAGUUUAGCGGUCGCAGCGGGCAGAUAAAUUUUAUCACGGUUGCGCCGAAGGCAGACCCGAGGUUAUUGACGCAUAGUGAAGAACAAGUUGCCAAUGACGUGGUGCAGGCAGUGCGAAGAGACCAGUGUUGUUUAUUAGUUAGUUGGUGGUCCACAGUAUUGUAUCGAAUUAGCUGCGCAAUUCAUGGGGCCAUAACGCACAUCACGCGAUGGCUGUACACGCAAGGAUGUGACGAUCUCUUCUAAAAAGUACUUUUCUAUUGUUAUUUCAUUGAAUUGUAAAUCUCUCACUCAUUGUCAUAUUAAAAAGAAUUAUUUCAUCGAAA
This is a messenger RNA of Diachasma alloeum, 1397 nucleotides long. RefSeq names its product retinol dehydrogenase 10. Gene Ontology annotation, molecular function: oxidoreductase activity, acting on the CH-OH group of donors, NAD or NADP as acceptor. The record is from RefSeq and is a predicted model, not a curated record. The coding region runs from base 376 to 1317 and encodes 313 amino acids. Lineage: Eukaryota; Metazoa; Arthropoda; Insecta; Hymenoptera; Braconidae. The transcript has 7 exons.